UAACAAUGAAGUGAAUGCGUAUUUUUUCGAAUAAGAGGAUAACUUAAAUUUUGUGGAAAAAUUAAGUGCCAGAAAUAUGAAUCUGAUGCGCAAAUUACGCGGUGCUGCGGGCUCUACGUCUUCGGAGCCCGCGGAGUCUGCCAGCGCGUCGUCACAUCUUCAGCUGGGCCUCAUGCACCUCAAGAAGCUGUUUGCGGAGUACACUCACCCAGCGCAGCCUCUAACAGAUGCUGAAAAAGAUGAUAAACUGUACAAUAUGCUACCUCUAUUUUGCAAGGUAUUUGGUACCAGUCCCUCAAGUGAGAUGAAUGAAAAGUUUUGGGACAUUUUAUCAUUUUGCCAGCAAGUGUCCAAACUUAUGGUAUCAGAGAUUAGGAAAAGAGCUAGCAACCAAAGCACAGAGGCAGCGAGUUGUGCCAUAGCAAAGUUCCUUGAAAUUGAGAAUUCCGAGGAAUCCAGCAAUGGCUGGAUGUUGCUAUCCACUUUAAAUCUUCUAGCAGCGGGAGACCAAUCAUUGAUACAGGUCAUGACUACAGCUGCUAUUCCUUCAACAUUAGUCAAAUGUUUAUACCUAUUUUUUGAUCUUCCUGAAAUACCUGAAUCAGAGGCUGAUGUUCAAGAUGGUGUUAGUGAUUUUACUCCAAGAGAAAGACGAAUAUUGUUGCAGAAGAUAUUUGUUCAGGUCCUUGUGCGACUAUGCAGUCAUCCAUUUCCAUGUGAAGAGUUGGCAAGGAAAGAUGAUCUGAGCCUACUGUUCUCUGCCAUAACAUCAUGGUGUGCCCCUCACAAUAAUAUGUGGCGAAAGUCUGCGGCAGAAGUACUGAUGACAUUAUCUAGGCAUGGAUUAACACAAUCUGUUGUGCAGUACAUACAUAAUAAAGGUUGUGUAGCACUAUGUAUAGAAAACAUGCAGAAAAUACCAGAGCUAACUCCAUUGGAGGUAGUUGAAAUGUUCGUUGCAGUAUUUUGCUUUCUUAAGGAUUCAAGUGAUGUUAGUCAAUUAUUAUUGGACGACUUUCGUUCAUGUCAAGGAUAUUUAUUUCUGUCGGAAUUUCUUCUUAAGUUAGAAGAGGAGCGCGUGAGCGGAUCAGAGGCGCGCGCGGCGCUGCGCAACCUCGUGCUGAUGAUAUCGUCGCUGUGCGCGUGCGGCUUCUCGGAGCUGCGGCCCACGCGCGCCAACACCGAGCUGUUCCAGCUGCAGGGGUUCGUGCUGCCACAGCCCACCACGCCAGGCCAGGCCGUCAGGAACGUGCAGGCCUUCCAGGUCCUGCAAUCGGUGUUCAUAAAGUCAAACUCCGCUGCAUUAUGCUGCACUAUACUAGAUGCCAUAUCGAGCGUAUACCACGCGGACAAUGCAAACUAUUUCAUAUUAGAGAACCAAAACACUUUAAGUCAAUUUUCCGAAAGGAUUCACCUGAAGAACGCUGAGAUUCAAGAAAAGUUCUUUGAGCUUUUGGAGUUUAUCGUUUUCCAGUUAAAUUUUGUUCCCUGCAAGGAACUGAUAUCACUUUCUUUACUAUUAAAAGCGAAUAAAUCGAGAAGCUGUAGCAUAUUGUGCAUGAAAACACUACUUAACAUCUUAAAGCAUAAUAUGAUUUUUAAAGAUGUAUACAGGGAAGUAGGCAUGUUAGAAGUGUUUGUUACAUGCCUCUCUCGCUACGCCGUAUUUUUGAAAGACAAACAGAUCGCUGAAGAGGAGAAAUUAAAGAAAGAAUCUGAUCCUGCUUCUAGUGAGCCGAUUGCUCCAGAAAGGAGGAAACGGUUGUCUAUAAGACAGGAUUCAUUGAUAAAAGACCCUAACAUUGAUAUAGAAGAGGAAGAAUUGGGUACUUUACUUAUGGAAGGAUUGACUGCGUUAUUGAAUGGGAACACGAACAAUUGUAACGUAUUUAGGGACUGCGGCGGUGCGAAGUGCGUCCACGGUAUGGUGGUUCAUGAAUCUUGUAGGAGUAAGGCUUUGGGUGUCGUAAGAGAACUGAUAGUGAGUGGUUCAGGCGAAGAAGACAUGUCAGCAUUGCUCUGCGGCAUGCAUGCGGCGCCCAACGACGCGCUACGACUCAAGCUGCAUAUCCUGAAGGCCUUGCUGGCGUGUCUCAGGGAUUCACACAGGACUAGGACGAUAUUUAGAAAGGUGAGCGGCUUUGUGUACGUGACGAGCGUAUUGGCGUCGCUCGAAGGCAAACUGCGCGGGGAUACUCUCAUGGACCGGGAUAUGCUGCAGUUGAUACAUAUCGUUUUCUACACUGUGAGCACGGCUAUGCGCUUCGAGCCGGCGAACGCUAAGUUUUUUCAUCACGAAGUUUGUAUGACAACACUUACCGAUACUAUUCGACUGCUGGGUUGUUUUACCAAAGACACCGAACUUAUGAACGACGUUGAAGCCGGCGACACGCAAUUGUACGAAGUGUUCCACGAGUUAUUUACUGGGAACAUAUUGGAUAUGACUUUCCCUGAAAAUGUCCCCGUGGUAUUUAUUCACGCGUGCAUAGUAUUGCGACUCCUGUACGACGUCGCCCUAGACUCGUUCGACAAACCCACCUUUUGCGGCUCGCUCAACGUUAAAUCGCCCAGUUUAACGAGACAAAGUUCUGCCAUUAAUGAGUCGAAGCCGGCAGGGCGCACGGCGCCUCUCAACCUGUCGGCGAGCUCGUCGGGCGAGGCGUGGGUGGUGCACUCGGGCGUGGUGAUCGUGCUGGCGCGCCUGCUGCCCGCGCUGCCGCGCCCCGCGCCGCACGAGCCGCACGCGCGCGCGCUCAGGGACUACCUCGCGCACGUGCUGAAGAGCCUAGUGCGCAGCGAGCGCAAUCAACAAGUGAUGUGCGGCGCAGGGCUAGCAGGCGCGGUGUUACGCGUGAUGGGCGCCGCGCUGCGCGCAGAGAAGCACCCGCUGCACGCGCCCGCCAUGUACAUGCUGGAGCGUCUCGCUGCGCACGCGUUGAGGCCGGCUGAACUCAGAGAGUUUUUGCGCAUGGGCAACCCUCUGAAUUGCGUGGCACCCGAGCCUGGACAGGUGUGCAAGCCCGGCGGACCAGUACCCCUCACUCGCAUCAAAACACUGGUCUCCAUGACCACUCCGAGAGAUUACAGAUCACAGAACUCGUGUACGCUGCCUCCGUUCGUGGAAUUCGACAUGUCAGCGGAAGGCUUCGGUUGUCUGUACCUGCCGAGUAUAGCACCUCAGUCGGCCAACCUCAACGCGCUCGGCACGCAAGACACCGCUACCCUUGGCGGCAUUGGCUCCGGCGAUCGAGUAUUUCCGCCGCAGACCGGACUCACCUACUCCACGUGGAUAUGCGUGGAGAAGUACUCGGACCCGCGGUCCGACCCCCACUGCGUCCGUCUGCUCACUCUCGUGAGGAACAUCAACAACAGUAGAGAGGACCAUCUCGUCUGCUUGGCGGUGGUGCUGUCGGCGAGGGACAAGGCUAUUAUCAUAUCGACACAGGAGACUAUGGUCCCGCAUAACGUGGGCGAAUGGGAGCCUGAAGGAUCAGGCGAGUGCGGUGCGCGCGUUUGGUGUCCGGACCUGCAACAUGAAGGCCAGUGGCACCACCUGGUGCUGGUGCUCAACCGGGCCGUGCUGAAGAACUCCUCCUUCUCGCUGUACCUGGACGGUCAACACAUGCACUCGGGCAAGCUGCACUACGUGAGCGCGAACCCCGGCGGCGGUGCGGCAACGCUCUCGGGCGCGUCCAGCGUGUACUGCGUGCUGGGCACGCCGCCGCCGUGGCGCCGCUACUCGCGCCUCGUGUGGCGCCAGGGGCCCGCGCUGCUGCUCGAGGACGUGUUACCUGCUCAAACUGUAUCAGUGAUAUACCAGCUCGGUCCACAUUACGUUGGCACGCUUCAAGCGCCUUUGCCUCCCGGCCACAACCAAGAGCCAUUAGCACCACUAGUGGCCGAAGAAAAGGUUGUAUUCGGCAUCAACGCCCGAGCCAUGUCGCAACUAACGCUUGCCAAAAUACGCAAAGUCUACAGCAAGAACGACAAUAAAGCUAUAGCGAAGCAACUGGGCAUGUCCUCUCAUGAAAAUGCGACGCCUAUAAGGAUAUUACACAAUUCUGCUGGACACCUCAUGGGACCAGCGCGGUGCUUGGGCGGAACCGUCGUGGGAUAUUUGGGAGUGAGAGUUUUCUGCCCUAAACCAGCCGCCAUAAUGAUUGAUACCGUUGGUGGAUGCUCGGUUUUACUAGGCUUAAUCGCAAUGGCACAAGACGUUGAGUGCCUGUACGCUGGUGUCAAAGCUUUAGUAUGCGUGGUGCGUUCUAACAAAGCCGCUCAAGCAGAAAUGGACCGACGGAAAGGAUACCAAACUCUAGCCAUGCUGUUGAAAAGGAAAAAGCAACUCCUUAACUCUCACAUUCUGCACCUAAUCUUUGGCCUCGUUGGCACCGUGGAUAGCCAAAAGGAAACAUCGUCAAUACCUAAUUUGACUGCUUUUCAGGAUCUGAUAUGCGAGCUGGAUGUCUGGCUCGGGGCCCCGGGAGGCCUCAUCAAGUCCCUACUAGAACAUUUACUCGAACUCGCCACCGAAACGGCGCACAAAACGCACAACUUACGCGCAAUGCGAGAGCUACAGCUGGUCUCGAAGCUUCUCUACAUCAUAAACGACGUGAAAGUCGUCAGCACAAAAAAUGUUCUCAUACAAUUGUUAGCUGCGCUACUAGGGGGCCAGCCGCGGCCGAGCGAUCUUCUCUGCUUAGGCCAGUUUAUGGCGUACACACUGCCGCUGCCUUCUCAAACGGAGAAGAGUCUCAAUCUGAAGGAAAGCGAUUGCGAGAAAGAAUGUGAAGGCGAACAGGUUAUCUUGCGUAACAAAUGCUUUAACGUUUUACACGGGUUGUUGUUUACGCAACGGAAUCUAGUCAACACGAUCGUAUGUGAAGAGAUUUCACGAGUGCUUGGGAUGGAUUGGUUGCUGACUUUUAUGCAGGAAAAUGUUCAUCCUACAACUGUUUUGUGGGCACUUAGGAUACUCGUCAUUCUUUGCUCUGGACAGGGACAGCAGUCUGCUAUAUUGCAAAGAUUCCGCGAAGGCGCCGGUAAUGGUGGCUGGCUCCGUCAUACCGAAGUAGUGGUAACGCCGCAACAAGCCGGAGUAGUCCUCUCUACGGCCAUUCAUUCACAUUCCCAUUUACACAUGCCAUUACUCCUCACCUCCGGAUUCGUCAUGCUGUCCUGGCUGCUUUUAUCCCACCUACACAUACCAGAGCUAUACUACUUAUUAUUCGGUUUAACGCUCGGCCAGCCUAUGCGGAGCAUUUGCUCAGACAAGACGGUAUCAGUGGAACGCGUGUGGGCCGCGGCGUGGGGCGCCGCCGCGCCUUCAAGGCAGUCGUCCGCGGCCGUCGCGGCGAGGAUCACCCUGUGCCCGGAGGCCGUGGUCAUCCUGCUUGGAGCGGUCAGGUCGUUGAUCCACGCCGAUCCGGCUACGCUGCCGGAGUGGCUGGCCGAUCAUCCUGUAGCGAUUAUUCAAGUGCUGUUUUCAUUGUACAACACACUCCCAGACUUCGUGACAAUAAUGAUGACCGCAGAAGUAUUAACAGCAUUGGCAUCAACACUCUUCCCACCUUAUACAGCGGAUGAUAUUCAUAUGCCGAUCUGCGAAAGCGGCGAGGACUCUGGAGCCUCGACGCCUGGUUCAGAAAAAGAGGUGGUGAUAGUGGCCGGAUCAGCCGCUCUCACGCAGCACCCGGCCCGGCAGGGCAUCAUGGACUUCCUUAAAGUCAUCGUGUUGGAUUCCCUGCCUCUGAGCGUUACUGGCAAGACUGCCCCGGUAAUCGAUUUAGUACUCGAUGCUUCUCCGGCCAACUCCACAAGUCAGCAGCAAAUCGAGUUCCAAACAGACGUGUUAACGACGCUGAUGGAAAACCUAUUGAACACGGAGUUGUUUGGCUCCGAGUCCAAUAUAUCGAACGUUUGCUACUUGGCUGCUAGGUUAGUCGACAAACUUUGGCAGGGGCAACUUUCUAGGGAUCCACAUGAGGUGUUUGAUUUUAUAGUGAAGUUAAUAACGCAAGCCAAAAAGAAGUCUUCCGUCAUAUCACUGGAGGGGCUGCACCAUUGUUUGAACAGGACAAUACUGUUCUUGCUUUCGCGUCCUACCGACUCCAUUACGGAUCAGAUGUCCGUUUUAGACACAUUAAGGAACCUUACUAAUAACAGGUUAUUGAUAUUUGGCGCUGGAAACCAUGAGCUGGAGUUCAUCGGCUGCCUGACCUACUGCCUGCUGCAGCUGAGCGCCAACAUGAAGAUAGCCUUGGACUCGCAGAUGCGUACGACGUGGCACGUCAACCCUAGUGGAGAUCUCGAGUCUAGAGAUGACAAACUUAACACACAUCAAGGUUUCAACCUGAUAGCGGGAGCGGCACGCCGAGUGUGGGAGGAGCUAUACGCGUGCAAGAAGCCUGCCAUCGAAGAGGUGUUCAAGGUGACCUUGGUGCCCGCCGUCGGCAACGCGCGCGCGCCCGACCUGGCCGCGGUCCGGGAGCACCUCAACGAGAGCGCGCACAAGCUGUGGAUCAACUACAUCGACACCGAGCGGAAGGCUGUCUACCGAGUGCCUUGGGAGCUGCACAACCAGAUCCAGUCGAAGAUUCAGAAAGUGACAGGCGGACUGACUCGACUCGCAUCCCGCACUAAAGUCAAGAAAGAGGACUCCGGCAAGCUGCGACCACACCCGCCGCGCGACCACGCCCUUGCCUACUUGCAGGAUCAUGUCCAGCUCGUCAGACAAGCCUGGUGUCUACAACUACAAACAGCCGCAAACACAUGCAUGCACACAACGCGCUACGUGCAAGCGGAAUGGGCGGGCGCGUGGCGGGAACUGACGCGCGAACGCGGGCUCUGGGGCCCGCCGCGGGCGUCGCCGCUCGAGAAGUGGGCGCUAGACUCCACUGAGGGGCCGUGCCGGAUGAGGAAGAUGUUGCGGCGGAACCAUCUAUUCUAUCUGCACUACCCGUAUAGGCCUGAACUGGAUAAUCCCGAUAAUAAACAACUGAAAUACAAAGUCGCUCAGAGUUUAGAUAGUAAGGAAUACUACAGGGUGUACCAGCAAUGGCGGACAACCGGCAACAUUUUAGGCGAGACCGACGCCAUCGAGGCCGCCGAUCUACAAACAUAUGAAGAAGAAAUUACCAAUAACAGGGACCCGUCUCUGGACGAGACGAAUGAAAACGGGUCUCCGUCAGACCUGGUGAGCAGUGGCGUCGUAAGUCGCGGCACCAACCAGACGUCCGCAGAAGGCAACGAAGACGGCCCGGACAACGAGGAUGAGGACGAACAACAGUCGCCGCCGCCGGACAACCAGACGUUAUUGAGGCUGCUGGAACAUCAUGAGAAAAUUACUCACAUGUUCCGUUGCGCAAGAAUACAAGGUCUCGACACAGUGGAAGGGCUACUCUUAUUCGGCAGAGAGCAUUGCUACGUCAUAGACGGGUUCACUCUACUAAAGAACAGGGAAAUCCGAGACCUCGACAGCUGUCCUGAUGAUUAUGAGCCCAUAUUGCCUAGUCAAGGAAUACAGAGGAGCAACCAGAGACAAUGCAACAAAUUUCUAUAUGAGGACAUACGGGAAGUACACAAACGAAGAUAUCUACUACAACCAAUAGCAUUGGAAGUUUUCUCAAGUGACGGUCGAAAUUAUCUUCUCGCCUUUCCUAGGAAAGUACGGAAUAAGGUGUACAGCCGGUUCACGGCGCUGGCGACGGGCAUGGCGGACAGCGCGGCCGGCUCGGUGGCGGGGCAGAAGCGCGGCGUGGCCGUGGAGCAGCCCGCCAGCCUGCUCGCCACGCUCAUCGGCGACACCUCCGUCACGCAGCGGUGGCUGCGAGGUGAAAUAUCCAACUUCCAAUACCUGAUGCACCUGAACACCCUCGCGGGUCGGUCGUACAACGAUCUGAUGCAGUACCCGGUGUUCCCCUGGAUCCUCGCGGACUACGACUCGCCGGAGCUGGACCUCAACGACCCGGCCACCUUCCGCGAUCUCACCAAGCCUAUGGGCGCGCAGAGCACGGACAGGCUCGAGCAGUUUAGGAAGAGAUACAAGGAAUGGGACGACCCGCACGGCGAGACGCCGCCGUACCACUACGGCACGCACUACUCGUCGGCCAUGAUCGUGUGCUCGUACCUGCUGCGCAUGGAGCCCUUCACGCAACACUUCCUGCGGCUGCAGGGCGGCCACUUCGACCUCGCGGACAGAAUGUUCCAUUCGGUAAAGGAGGCUUGGAAUUCCGCAUCGCGCCACAACAUGGCUGACGUCAAAGAGCUCAUACCGGAGUUCUUCUAUUUGCCAGAGUUCUUGCUCAACUCCAACAACUUUGACCUGGGUUCGAAGCAGUCUGGCGUGGCGCUCGGCGACGUGGUGCUGCCGGCCUGGGCGCGCGGCUCCCCGCGCGAGUUCAUCCGGCUGCACCGCGCGGCGCUGGAGUCGGACUACGUGUCGCACCGGCUGCACCACUGGAUCGACCUCGUGUUCGGCCACAAGCAGCAGGGCCAGCCCGCCGUCGACGCCAACAACGUCUUCCACCACCUCUUCUAUGAGGGGAACGUCGACAUUUACAAUAUCGACGACCCUCUAAAGAAAACCGCCACGAUCGGCUUCAUAAACAAUUUCGGUCAAAUACCGAAGCAGCUCUUCAAGAAAGCUCACCCCAGUAAAAAGAUGUCGCAACGCAGCUCGACUAUAUUAGACCCGAACAAUAUCAUCCCGUCACAGGGGAUCACGCCGCCUGAGAAGUUGUUCUUCCAUAAUCUGGAGAAUUUGAGACCAUCUCUGCAACCUGUUAAAGAGGUGAAAGGCCCAGUAGGCCAAAUUCUGUACACCGACAAAGCCAUACUUGCAGUGGAGCAAAACAAAGUCCUAAUGCCGCCAUCGUACAACAAAUACGUGGCGUGGGGGUUCGCGGACCACUCGCUGCGCGUCGGCAACUACGACAACGACCGCGCCGUGUUCGUGUGCGAGACCGUGGCGCAGGCGUGCGGCGAGAUCGUGACCUGCGUCUGUCCGAGCGCCAAGACCAUCGUCACUGCGGGCACUAGCACGGUGGUAACCGUGUGGCAGUACUGGGCUCGGCGGCGCCGCUUGACAGUGAAAGUGUGCCUCUACGGGCACUCGGAAGCCGUGACGUGCCUGGCCGCGAGCCCCGCAUACAACCUCGUAGUCAGCGGAAGCCGCGAUGGCCAGGCUAUAGUGUGGGAUGCUGAGCGUGGUUCAUUUAUACGGCAACUUUCACCUACUAUGCCAUCUCCACCGCCUGUUUCUGCACUUGCUAUCGACGAUCUCACGGGUGACAUAGCAACGUGCAGCGGCAGCUAUCUCUACGCGUGGGACAUCAACGGCACGCCGCUCGGCUCCGUGGACACCGGCGGCGGGCCCAAGAGCUCGCAGCAGAUCCUGUGCUGCGCGUUCAGCGAGACGCGCGAGUGGGACCCGCUCAACGUCAUCAUCACCGGUUCCACCGACGGCGUGGUGCGGAUGUGGUCGAUUGACUACAUACCUGAAACCGUCGAAGACCAACCGCAAAGCACCGAAGCCAUCAGCUUAGAACAACCCACCAGUUCAAUCGAAGUGAAAGAGAUAGAACACCGUUUGUCCGUGCAAGAGAGUGAAGACGCUAAGUCGGAAGGUGAGACUACGUUCGACGAGACGAAUAGCGAAGACCAGCCGAGCAAAACUGAAGCGACCAUCAAGAGGGUUGAGGAGUUGGUUAAGCAGAUGAGCUUGUCGCAAGAUAAUGAUAACGGAGAACUAGUCAAAUCCCCAUCGGAGAGCUCCCUCUCUGACGCGUGCGAAACAACUAGUGCCAAAGAAUCCGCCCGGCGGCACGACGAAAAGGAUACCUGCAGCGACCAAGAGGCGCCGUACCGCGAGGAGCCCGUGGACUCGUGCGACGAGGCCAAGGACUACGACAACGACAAAGACACAGAGACGGAGAAGGAACACAGGAAACUGCAAAAGCAGGGCAACGUCGUCAUGCGCAGGAAGUCUAAGGGGAAUCCGCUGUUUAGGAAGAGUGGCGGCAGCAUAGGCGAUUCGGCAGAUUCUGGCUCUCUGGACAGCGCGCCAGGCCAGUCUACAGAGACGGAGGGCGGCCUGCGCACCAGCAAGUCGGACACCAGCCUCACGGACUCGUUCGUCGUCGUGUCGGCGCCCGCCUCGCCCGCGCCGGACCGCGCCAAGCCCAGGCUGGACCCGGAAAGCGAAACGGCUAUAAAAUGGCAGCGGCGACUGAUCCUCCGCGGCAAGCUGACGAUGCACACGGCGUACGAGCGGCGCGACAACGCGUGCCCCGCGUCCGUCACGGCCGUGGCCGCCGCGCGCUCCGGCCGCGGGCUGGCCGUCGGCGACGCGAGGGGACGGAUAUUCCGCUGGUCGGCGCCAGAUAUGUCCAGCGCGACGAAAGGCGGGCCGGCGGACCACUGGAUCCGCGACGACACCGCACCUUACUGCACUCAAUGUCAGGUGCGGUUCACGGCGCUGGAGAGGCGGCACCACUGCCGCGAGUGCGGCGCGGUGUUCUGCGGGCGCUGCUCGCGCUACGAGGCGCCCGUGCGGCGGCUGCGCGCGCUGCGGCCCGUGCGCGUGUGCCAGCGCUGCCACGACGCCAUACAGGCCAAGCAGUAGCAAGGUUACACAGACCACACAAUUUUUGUGGAAAACUUCGUGACUCAACAAGGAAUAUUCAGUAUUUUGUAAAAAUGUCUACCUAUUGAAAUAUUUGCUUGAUUUAUACAUGCACUGUGUAGAUAAGAUAACAGUGGUAUUUAAGGUUUUUGUGUGUAAAUGUUUUGGCAAAUAUUUAUUUAAACUCCCCGGCAAAGUUAUAACCGUGUAACCAGAUGAUUACUAAAUACUUAUAUUAUAACCUAUAUUCA
Cydia amplana is the source of this 10875-nucleotide messenger RNA. RefSeq names its product WD repeat and FYVE domain-containing protein 3 (gene bchs). The coding region runs from base 77 to 10624 and encodes 3515 amino acids. The record is from RefSeq and is a predicted model, not a curated record. Lineage: Eukaryota; Metazoa; Arthropoda; Insecta; Lepidoptera; Tortricidae. The transcript has 53 exons. Gene Ontology annotation, molecular function: protein binding; metal ion binding.